UCACAAGUUGGUACAUUUCAAACAAACAGCUGGCACGUCACUUUCAAGUGUCAACAAUCUACUUGCGGCCUUGCUAUAGCAUGCGUACUUGCGGAUGCCUGCAGUAUAUUAUGGUGAAACGCCAUGGUUCACGGUGUUUUUGUUGCGAUCUUAAAGUUAUUGUCGUUGAAUGCAUAUGCAACCGGUAGAUUGAACUCGAUUCUCCCAGGUGUCUGAAAACUGUAAAGUGUGACGUUCCUCAAAAAAGUCGUUAGGUUAAAUAUGUUUUCAAAGAAAUCAUUGUUCUAAUUUGUAUAUGCUGUUGAUUUAUCUUGUUUUUUGGUGUGAUUUUGAUUGUAAUAUGGCUGGAGAUCUGAGAUCAGUGUGGUCUACAACAUCAACCUACGACUUGCAUAAACGUCUUAUCAACCAAUACAUUUUGUGCCGACCAGGAGCUACUACACAACUUAAACGAGACACAAGCCGCGACAGACGUGACAUAGAUGUUAUACGUGAAAACCACCGUUUUCUUUGGGAUGAAAACGAAGGUUCUCUUUCAUGGGAAGCCAAGUUGGCACGGAAAUACUACGACAAACUUUUUAAAGAAUAUGCAAUUUGUGACCUGACCCAUUUCAAAAGUAACGUGGUUGCAAUGAGGUGGAGAGUUGAGAAAGAAGUAGUCAGUGGCAAGGGACAGUUUUCUUGUGGUGAAAAACAUUGCUCAAAUUCAGAAGAUCUUCGAACAUGGGAAGUUAAUUUUGGCUACUUGGAGAAAGGGGAAAAGAAAAACGCUCUUGUUAAAAUACGACUGUGUGAAGAAUGUUCAGUGAAACUGAACUCUACUAAAAAACAUAAAGAAGUUACCAAAAGUAAGAAAAACACAAAGCAAACUAAAAAGCGAAAUAUUAUCACAGACCAAGAAGUCAGUGUUGGAGAGACUAAGAAAAUAAAAACUGAAAAAGUGGAUGAAGUCAUUAAUGAAGACGCAAGGACAGUAAAUGAUGAUGAAGAGAGAGCUGCAUGGAGAGGUGUUGGUGAAUUGCCUGAAGAAAAAUCAAGAGAGGAAGAAUUUAAUGAUUACUUGCAAGAUUUAUUUUUGUAAAUAUUGUUCAAGUACAGCAUUAUACAAUAUUUAUGUAUUACAGUUUUCUGUACAUUUCAUAGACAUGUAGUCAAGCUACAUCAAACCAUUAAAAUAGCUCUUUUUUAAUACUGUAUUGAUUAAUUCAAUACCUUCCACAAAGUAUGUGUAAAUAAGACUUGUUUCACAACUUCACUCAGCAUCUAUGCUACGCAAAUAAUCAUUAUAUUUUAUAACAGCUCUCUCCUGUUCAUAAGUCUCUACAGAACCCGGUCGCAUCAUUCGGAUGGUUAUCAUAGCACGUUCAGGAGACUGAUUAUGAAAGUGGACCAAAUAACAUGCUGCCAUCACACCAGUUCUUCCGCGGCCCAUACGACAGUGGAUUCCUACAGGCUUUUCUGCUAUAAUACAUCUCUGGCAUAUGUCUAUAAAUUUUUUUAUCUGGCUUAUUGUUGGGGCUUCAAACUCUUUUAUGGAUAUUUCUGUCCAUCCCAAGCCUGGGAAAGAAUGUAUCGGAGGUCUCUUCUCGGGAGAUAAAGUAAUGAGGUGUCUAAUACCUUGAUCAAGGAGAAACCGAAUAUUUGCAGGUGUUUGAGGCCAAGCCAUUGCCGCCAAUUUUUUCUCCACUACCCAAGAAAAAUUCCACGGCGAAUAACUUGCUUCGCCUUCAUCGGCCAUGGUGAGAACUUAACCAAGUGCAAUCACGCUUGAAAAAAUUAGUUGACAAUUACACACGUAUUACGCUAAUACUUUAACCGUUUCCUCAUUAGAGACACAGGUACAUUAUAUACAUUUUUGUUACAAAAUAACUAUGCCACAAAGCUAAAUAACAGUCUGUUGUAAUUGAAUUUGGCUUUUAUUCUGAAGUAUAAUAUUUACAAAUGACUUAAAACGUUUUACUACACCAAAUCAUUUAUAUUAUAGAAUGCAUGCCAUAGUAUUUAUAGAGAUGUUGUAUUUUUAUGCACUACUCUACUAACUACGGCCCCACCAUCUAGCGAGCAUCGCCAUACUCACGUGAAUGAGGAAACACGAACACGAGAAAACAAUAUCCGCACCUGGCUUAUACUAAUGAAAUAAAUAAAUCGUAACUAUUAUUAAAACUAACGAUUUACGUGUUUCUGUUCAUACAAGUACUCCCACAAUUUUUCGAGCUUGUCACAUGUAUUAAACGCGCGAGCGUCUUGCGCCAAAGAGUAGCCCAGUUUUUUGGAAUCGCCGGGAAGUUUCAUGCACAUAUGAAAUAGUACUUCACUAAGAACUAAUCAUUAUCUGGUGUCUUAACUGGGCUUCGCGAUAAUUGACGCUGAUCUAAAAAUUAGCACAACCCGGCCAACUUAAAUUAGAUUGAGCUUAAUAUAGCUAUGAUCUAUCUCAAGAAUCCCUGAUUCUUAAUGCUUAACUUCAAGGUAAAUACAGACCGUUCUUUACGCUCAAUUCCCGGGUAGCACACAAACGAUAAACCGAAGAUACAUGCGAUUGCGCAAUGUUACUCCUACAAACAGAGCACACGUUUCCACGCAGUGAACAUAACUGAGUUCUUGGAAGUGUUUAAUUUCGCAAUGUCAGUAACUGAAUGUAAUAUUUGAGUCACGUAACAAAUGUUAACAUUAUCAGUUCGAACACGCUAAACAAAAACAAAUUGAUUGUACUAAAAAUAUUUAUAUCUUUAAAAUUAUAUUCACAAAUCUGAUACACA
Messenger RNA from Gryllus bimaculatus (two-spotted cricket), 2759 nucleotides. The record is from the annotation of a GenBank genome assembly. Lineage: Eukaryota; Metazoa; Arthropoda; Insecta; Orthoptera; Gryllidae.